AUGAGAAUACAAACCGAUCUCACCGUUCGGAUUCAUGAAGCCCAGCAGGAAGCACUUAAACUAGAGAACUCACGAGCCGGAUCACUGCGUGGUAUGGAAGUGAAGUUGGUUCAAAAGGAAAACGGAACAUUAUACUUCAUGGAACGAAUUUGGGCACUAUCCUUGGGCAAUCUACGAGCACUUAUCCUGGUCGAAGCUCAUAAUUCGAGGUACUUUAUCCGUCCUGGUGCCGACAAGAUGUACCCAGACUUAAAAGAUUGGUAUUGGUGGCCCAAGAUGAAAGCCGACAUUUAUGUAUAUGUGGGUAACUACCUUUCUUGCGCCAAAAUUAAGGCAGAAUACCCGAACCCGUCAAGAGAUGAACGGUCUAUUGACCCCGAGUUGGUUCAGGAAACGACAGACAGGAUUUCACCGAUACAUGAUCGUAUCAAGUCAGUUCAUGAUAGACAGAAGAGUUACGGCGACAAGCGGCGGAAACCGUUGGAAUUUGAGAUUGGUGAUAUGACUUUACUAGAAGUCUUGCCUUGGAAAGGCGUGGUACGGUUUGGUAAACGUGGAAAGUUGAACCCACGGAACAUUGGGCCCUUUGAGAUCCUGGAAAGGACCGAAACCGUUGCAUACAAACUAGAGCUUUCAAAAGAGCUUAGUAAUGUUCAUAACACGUUCCACGUGUCUAAUCUCAAGAAGAGCCCUACUCAAGAAACAUUAGUUAUUUCCGCAGAUAAGAUUCACGCCAAUGACAAAAUCUAA
This is a messenger RNA of Helianthus annuus (common sunflower), 750 nucleotides long. RefSeq lists its product as uncharacterized. Bases 1 to 750 code for a protein of 249 amino acids. The transcript is spliced from 2 exons. Lineage: Eukaryota; Viridiplantae; Streptophyta; Magnoliopsida; Asterales; Asteraceae. The record is from RefSeq and is a predicted model, not a curated record.